This is a messenger RNA of Suillus clintonianus, 1586 nucleotides long. RefSeq names its product ribosome biogenesis protein Sqt1. Gene Ontology annotation, molecular function: protein binding. The record is from RefSeq and is a predicted model, not a curated record. Lineage: Eukaryota; Fungi; Basidiomycota; Agaricomycetes; Boletales; Suillaceae. The transcript is spliced from 5 exons. Bases 114 to 1367 code for a protein of 417 amino acids.
CUAGAUAACCACGUGGUCAUCAUCUUUUCGUUAUCGCGUAGCUUUACUCAGCCCGAGAUUUCUCAGCAAUCUCCUCCAAAACCACGCCGACCAACACCAUCCAGAGGUUAUCGAUGGCGGCACCUCACGAAACAGAAGACUAUAUUGAAGAAGAAGACGGGGACGUGUUCAUCGACUCGGGUGAUGUCCUUGCAGAGGUUCCCGAUGACGGCGACCAUCUUAUGGACGAGGAUGAUGAAGCAGACGACGGGGUUGGCGAUCUUCCAUCUGGGGACUCUGAUGUGAAGGACAACUCGCUGCAGCACUUCACUACUCACAACGGCUCUGUGUUUGCUAUAUCAUGUCAUCCCACGGAACCGCUCGCAGUCUCCGGGGGUGAAGAUGAUCUUGGAUACAUAUGGGAUAUUACGGACGGAGAAGUUAUUGUGAAGCUGACUGGACACACGGAUAGCGUAUCCGGCGCUGCUUUCAGCAGCGACGGCCAGAUGGUCGCGACUGGUGGAAUGGAUGGGAAGGUGAGGAUAUGGAGAAGAGUUGGCACAGUGAACUUCAGAAAUUGGGAGUUCUUGACUGAGCUUCAGGGUCCAGAUGAAGUGAUUUGGCUACGCUGGCAUCCCCGUGGAUCAAUUUUACUCGCUGGAUCCAACGAUUCUACAGUUUGGCUGUGGCAAUUGCCGUCGGGAAAUACCAUGCAGGUAUUCGCUGGACACAGUGGUCCAGUUCAAUGUGGAGAGUUCACACCCGAUGGCAAGCGGAUAGUAACCGCCUCUGGGGACGGAACUCUCCUGUAUUGGGAUCCGCGGUCGCCAACUCCAUUGUUUAAACUUACACCACAAGACGCCCGUUUUGAUCUCGAGAACAUUACAUCUCUUGCAAUAAAUGCCUCUUCUACGCUCGCAGUUGUAGGUGGAACAUCUGGGAGUGUGCGUGUAGUAAGUCUCAGCAAGGGUGAGGUUGUCGGUGCCCUUGGGGGGCAUGCUGAGGGGGAGAGUGUUGAAGCUGUGCAAUUUGUCGAUCUCACUGGAUCGGGAAGCAGCCCUGGCGUUGUAGUCACUGGGGGGACUGAUGGAAAAGCGUGUGUAUGGGACCUCUCCACAAUGAGACUCCGCGCAACUCUCAAGCAUCAGGAUGCUGUAACUUCUCUGUUGACUCACCCGGCACCAAAAAGUCACUUGAUAGUGUCGGCGUCCGCAGACAACACGCUCCGUACGUGGGAUGCUCGCACUGGCGCACUAGUCAAGGAGCACACUGGGCACCAUGGCCCAAUACUCAGCGCGUCUCUGGGACUCCAGGGUUCCGUGGUUGUUAGCGGUGGGGAUGAUUCGGCUUGCCUAGUCUUCACAACGGAGGUCGACGAGUCAGGAUAGAGCUCACAUUUAUGAAUAACCUGCCAAUCUGUCAGGUCGCCAUGUCAUCUAACGUUCCUGGCACACCACAAAAUAAUACCCUUGUACUAUCCAAUUAGAAUCAUAAAUAGUUCGAGAGCAUGUGGCUUGAGUUAUACCCUGCAAGUACUGCGAUUAGACGACUCAGAUCUUGGGCCCUCCCAUGCCAGCCGGUUGUUUAACCUCCAUCGUCCUGAUUCC